UACGAGCUUGACGUUCUCUUGGAGGGCCAGGCCACAACUUUCAACCGGACCUGGCAAGAUCCGCCACUUCCCUCCAGCCGCGCUACAAAAUCAGGGCUGUUGGUGAGGGGGCUGUCACUUUGCUUGACACUGAUGUGGCUUUGGCGCAGUGGUCGCUGCUAG
This is a messenger RNA of Symbiodinium pilosum, 162 nucleotides long. NCBI's taxonomy places the organism in Eukaryota, Dinophyceae, Suessiales, Symbiodiniaceae. The record is from the annotation of a GenBank genome assembly.